Pectinophora gossypiella (pink bollworm) is the source of this 2599-nucleotide messenger RNA. It is a transcript of the gene Nct, whose product is annotated as nicastrin. The record is from RefSeq and is a predicted model, not a curated record. Gene Ontology annotation, cellular component: membrane. The coding region runs from base 91 to 2256 and encodes 721 amino acids. Gene Ontology annotation, biological process: protein processing; Notch receptor processing. Lineage: Eukaryota; Metazoa; Arthropoda; Insecta; Lepidoptera; Gelechiidae. The transcript is spliced from 16 exons.
UCGUUGCGCGAAGGGAAUUAGUUAAGAAAAAAAGUGUCAGUCAUUCGUAAAACGUCAACACAAAAACAGAAAUGAGAAAUUAUUUUUAAAAUGUUCGCAAAAAUGAUUUCUUCCUACAUUUCUGUGCUCCUCACAAUAUUAAUUAUUUCCAAGUUUACAUAUUGUGAAAGGCUUCAUGAACAAAUAUACUCGUCAAUAGAAGGAGGAGCAGCAUGUUUCAGGCGCCUGAAUGGCACACAUCAAGCAGGAUGCACUUCAUCAGACAAAGGCGCGGUGGGUGUGGUGCAUAUGGUGAGCAGUGUGAGUGAUGUCCAGUGGUUGGUGCACAACUCUUCGGCUGGGCCGUACAUGGCUGUGGUCAGCACUUCACUGUUUUAUGAUGUGGUGGAGCUACUUAUGAACUACCCCGACAAUGUUGCUGGGGUACUGCUGUAUGAUAAUGCUACAGCUAAGGUAGAUGAAUUCAGCCAAGAAUCAAGAUGUCCAAAUGAGUACUACUCUGGACCUGGCAGUCAAUGCUCAUCAACUGCAGCUGGUGGCAUUGUGUGGAAUAACAAAGGCACAGGCCUCAUACGUAGGGACAUUCCAUUCCCAAUCUUUUACUUACCAGAUACCAGAAUUGAAGAGGUAGUAAAAAUUCAGAAAUGUUAUGAGAGAUACAACAGUGAUUGGGAUAAUCAGAAAGGGAAUCCACUCUGCUCACUGCAGCUAAAUAGCUUUAUGUUUGCAGCUGUCAAUUCUAUGGUGUGCAUGAGAAGGUCUGCAUCAACCACCCUCUUGACAGCCAAUAAAGUGUGUGAUCCUCUGGGUGAUCAUAAUGUUUACUACUCAUUGUUCCCGCGAAACAAGGAAAAUCCAGCUACCAAAAAGCCUGUCCACUUAGUAACAGCUAGAAUUGAUACGGCCUCGUUGUUUGAUGGAAUGUCGCCUGGAGCAGCCAGCUCUGUGGUCGGGAUGGUGACAUUGAUCACUGCCGCCGCGACUCUUGCUAAAAUGAUUCCUGUCAAUGAUUCUCAGCUGUACGACAGCAACGUUCUGUGGACGCUGUUCAACGGCGAGGCGUUCGACUACAUCGGAUCCCAGCGCGUGGCUUACGACUUGUCGGUGGGUGCGUGGCCGCCGGUGGUGCCGCUCACGCCGUCUGACGUGAGGCUGCACGUGGAGCUCGGCCAGCUGGGCGGCUCGCUCCGGACUGACGGCCUUACCAAUAUACACGCCUUCUUCCCCACCUCGGGUUCCCCAAAGAUAACAGAGUUCCUACAGAUUUUGGAGAAGAAUACAGCAACAUACAACAUGGGUAUCGUUCAGCAAAAUACGCCAAACUUACCUCCGUCAUCGCUUCACUCUUUCAGAAGGAUUCUUAAAAACGUAACGGAGAGUGGGGAGUUACCUGAAGUGUUGUUAGUGGACCACGGAGAGACAUUCUCCAAUAAGUUUUACCACUCCGUCCUGGAUGAUUUCGAUAAUAUUACCUUCAACUACCGCAAUAUUAGUAUAGGAAGCGAUGGCAAAUUUAUAUCAACGGAAGAUUUGAUAGCUAACGGAACAAUGAAAGAGAGCGAGUCGCAAGUGAAGAUCUCUAGAUUGUCUACUGCCGUCGCGCGCACACUCUACGAGCAAGUCACGAAGAAGUCCUAUACCGGCAGUUUGACUGCUUCUGCGCAUUUGGUGGAUGAAAUGAUGUACUGUUUCCUGAGAAGCCAGGCUUGUCGGUUGCUGCUGGCAGCGGACUACGCUCAGACGGGGGGCGGGGAGGAGUCGCUGCCAGCGCGGGCGGCGCCGCUGUACGUGGGCGUGGCCGCGUGGCCUGGCACGCCCGCCGUCUUCGCGGGACACCUCAUAGCGCUGCUCACCGGCAACCACCUUAACGUGAACCGCACUGUCUGCGAUAAACGGGCCAAUCCUGAGUUUUCAUACUACUGGCUGAAAGGAUGGAAUCACAGCGGCAUAUGUAUUGAAACGACAAUGAAUUUCAGUCAAGCACUCAGCCCUGCGUUCACUACGCCAAACUAUGAGUACGCGUCGGGGCUGUACUCGACGUGGACGGAGUCGGUGUGGCGCGCCAUGUGGGCGCGCGUGUUCGUGGCGGCGGGCGGCGGCGGCGCGCGGGCCGCGGCCGCGGCCGGGGCGGUCACCACCAUAUUAGGCGCUAUAACCACGUACUAUUUGCGAAGAAAUUCGCGGAUCGUGUUCCGUGAUGGAAGCGCCAUCAGUACCGACGCUGCCGCUGGAAUAUUAAGGAGUGUCAACUGCUAGAAUCAAAUUGUGACGCACCACAACUACGAGAGAACAACAGGAGAAGUAGCAAAGGUUGGAGACUUUCUACGAGUCACAAAAUUACAGGAUUAUGUGUUCAAAGUAUUAUGAUGAAUGGAUCCAGAUCAGGUCUAGGCAGUGGAAGUUAUUGUGGUCUCAAUAGAAGUAUGAACACGCUUAUUAAUUAUUUAUUUUGUAAUUGUCACCAAAUACUAAUAGCUGAUUCAUACCCAUGACUGUUAAGUGAAUUUAUUUAAGUUAUUCCUAGGCAAUGUCUUAAUUCGUGAGCAGAAGGUAGAAGAGAUUUUUAUGAGUUAAUGAAAUUAAUAAAAACUAACUGUAA